Molecule: messenger RNA, 618 nt
Organism: Metarhizium brunneum ARSEF 3297
Lineage: Eukaryota; Fungi; Ascomycota; Sordariomycetes; Hypocreales; Clavicipitaceae
Source: RefSeq, a predicted model, not a curated record
AUGAGUACUCCUCCAUACAAUGUACCGUUUGGUGACGUAAAUGGCAUUAUCAGCAAGUUGGAAUGCGAACAAGCCAGGCAACGGGCAGUCGACCGGGAGACAACACCAGAAGCAAUCUUCCAAACGGACGCGAAGCAUUCGUACAAGUUGGAAUGCGAAUUGCUGCACGCAAAAUAUGAAGACGACGAGAUUGAUAGAAUUCGCCUAGGCAUCGCCGAUUCCAAAUACUGGCAAAAGGACGCUGAUUCCGCCGCCCAUUGCUUAUUGACUGCGUUGCUCGCCAAAUCGCGCAAGAGGCAUACUACUGAUGGAGUGACCGACUUUAGGAGCAUGAGUACGGAGCUCAGGCGUCUCUCGGAAGAGCAGGGACAGAGCUCGCAGCAGUUUCGCCGACAAAGAGACACAAUCACUGACGAGCAGUACUGGGAAAAGGAAGCCGAGCAUUUCAAGCGUGAGUCAGCUCGCCGCGAGUUUGAGACGCGAGAGAAAUGGAGAAGCGACCUUGGGGCCAUCCUGAGCCCUGCUCAGAGUGAAAGCGACGAUGGAGGUAAAACUGCAACUCAAGAAUUUCUCCAUUCUCGGGAAACGAUGCCUUCUGUUAUGCCAAAAGAAUGUUAG